Candidula unifasciata is the source of this 683-nucleotide messenger RNA. The record is from the annotation of a GenBank genome assembly. Lineage: Eukaryota; Metazoa; Mollusca; Gastropoda; Stylommatophora; Geomitridae.
CAUCACCACCACCACCAUCACCACCACCAUCACCACCACUACCAUCACCACCACCACCACCACCAUCAUCACCACCACUACCAUCACCACCAUCACCAUCACCACCAUCCCCACCACCAUCACCACCACCACCAUCAUCACCACCACCACCAUCACUACCACCACCACCACCACCACCACCAUCACCACCACUACCACCACCACCACCAUCACCACCACUACCACCACCACCACCAUCACCACCACCAUCACCACCACCACCACCACCACCAUCACCAUCACCACCACCAUCACCACCACUACCAUCACCACCACCACCACCACCAUCAUCACCACCACUACCAUCACCACCAUCACCAUCACCACCAUCCCCACCACCAUCACCACCACCACCAUCAUCACCACCACCACCAUCACUACCACCACCACCACCACCACCACCAUCACCACCACUACCACCACCACCACCAUCACCACCACUACCACCACCACCACCAUCACCACCACCAUCACCACCACCACCACCACCACCAUCACCAUCACCACCACCAUCACCACCAUUACCAACAACACCACCACCACCACCACCACCACCAACACCACCAUCACUACCACCACCACCACCACCGUCAACACCACCACCACCACCCCUGGCAGUGCCCUUCGAUCUUAAUGGGAGUUGA